Molecule: messenger RNA, 495 nt
Organism: Gossypium raimondii (Peruvian cotton)
Lineage: Eukaryota; Viridiplantae; Streptophyta; Magnoliopsida; Malvales; Malvaceae
Product: L10-interacting MYB domain-containing protein-like
Exons: 2
Coding region: 1-495 (164 amino acids)
Source: RefSeq, a predicted model, not a curated record
AUGUGGCAAAUGUUUGGUGGCAUUGUAGCCACUGGAGAGAACGCAUGGGCACCUUCGUCUUGUGUUCUUCCAAGUGGGGUUCCUAUGGGAGAUGAUGCACCUAAUGAGGGAUUUGGUGAUUCAGAUGAACAUAGUAACGAGAAUGAAGGUAUUCCUCCUGAUGAGAUUGAGAAAUUGUGUGAAAGUAUGGCUAGUCCAAGGAAGUCAGUAAAUGAAAUUAUUUUUCCUCACUCUCAAUAUACUAUUUCAAAUGCAAUGGAUGCUUUGCAUGCUUUAGGAGAUGAAAUUCCAAAACAAGAUGAACUGUACUAUUUUGCCACCAAAAUGUUCCAAAUACCGGUGAAACGAGAAGUGUUUUUGAACUUAGAUCCAGAUGAUAGGGUUUGGUGGCUUCAACGUGAGUAUGCUGAACAAAAUCCAAUUGCAUCAUUUUCAUCCUUGGUAGCAACAUCCUCAUUUCCCUUCCAACCAUACCAUCAACCACCUUCACCAUAA